GCUGACAGGAGUUUCUGCGGCUGUUGGGGUGUCCGUCUGUCCUGCCACGGCCCGCUGCCAUCCGUCUGAGCGAGGGGCUGUCCAGCUGUCCAUCGGGGUGUCCGUCUGUCUGCCAGGGUCAAUCCAUCCACCCCACCCAUCACCACCUCCCCAACGCCAUGUACACCGCGCUCCCCAAAAGUGGUUCCCCCUUCGGCCCCUCCGUCACCAGCCCGGGGCUGCACAUCUGGCGGGUGGAGAAGCUGCAGCCGGUGGAGGUCCCCGAGGCGACGUGGGGCGUCUUCUUCUCGGGGGAUGCCUACCUGGUGCUGCACAAUGGGCCAGAUGAGCGAGCCCACCUCCACCUCUGGAUGGGCCGGGAUUCCUCGCGGGACGAGCAGGGUGCCUGCGCCCUCCUCUCCACCCAGCUGAACACGCUGCUGGGCGAGCGCCCCGUGACGCACCGUGAGGUGCAGGGCAAUGAGUCCGAUGUCUUCAUGGAGUACUUCCCCCGCGGCGUCACCUACCAGGAGGGCGGCGUGGACUCGGCGUUCAAGCCCACCCGCCCUGGCGCCAGCGCCGGCCCUGUGCACAAACUCUACCAGGUGAAGGGCAAGAAGAACAUUCGGGCGAGCGAGCGGGACCUGAGCUGGGCCAGCUUCAACACCGGUGACUGCUUCAUCCUCGACCUGGGCGAGACCCUCUUCGUCUGGUGUGGAGCCAGGUGCAACGUGCUGGAGCGCAGCAGGGCGCAGGAGCUGGCCGUGGCCAUCCGGGAUGGCGAGCGGGGUGGCAAGGCUUGCCUGGAGAUCGUGGCGGAUGGUGAGGAGCCACCUGAGAUGCUCCAGGUGCUGGGCCCCAAGCCCACCUUGCAGGAGGGCAGCCCCGAGGACGACAUCGUGGCUGAUCAGAGAAAUGCGGGGGCAGCUGUCCUCUAUAAGGUGUCGGAUGCGACGGGACGCAUGGACCUGAGCCAGGUGGCCGCCAGCAGCCCCUUCAGCCAGAGCCUGCUCUGCUCCGAUGACUGCUUUGUGCUGGACAACGGCGCCGGUGGGAAGGUCUACGUCUGGAAAGGGCGCAAGGCCAAUGAACGGGAGCGCCAGGCGGCCCUGAAAGUGGCCGAGGAGGUCAUCGCCCGUAUGGGCCACUCGCCCCGGACACAGGUGGAAAUCCUGCCCCAGGGCCGCGAGACGCCCCUCUUCAAGCAGUUCUUCACCAGCUGGAAGUGAGGGAGCGGGUGCCCGUGGGGCCAGCGCCCAGCCCAGGGCAUCACCAGGCUUGUGCCGGCUGUGCCAGCUCCCUGCCGAUGCCUGCACCCUGCUCAGCCAUCCCCAUCCCCAUCCCCAUCCCUGUGCUUUUGCCCCUCCUAUCCCUGUCAUUCUCAUCCCUGUGCCAUCCCCAUGCCAAUGCCAUCUCCAUUCCUGUGCCACCCCUGUGCCAUCCUCAUUCCUUUGCCCACCC
Haliaeetus leucocephalus (bald eagle) is the source of this 1440-nucleotide messenger RNA. RefSeq names its product capping protein (actin filament), gelsolin-like (gene CAPG). The record is from RefSeq and is a predicted model, not a curated record. NCBI's taxonomy places the organism in Eukaryota, Metazoa, Chordata, Aves, Accipitriformes, Accipitridae. The transcript has 10 exons. The coding region runs from base 159 to 1208 and encodes 349 amino acids. Gene Ontology annotation, biological process: actin polymerization or depolymerization; barbed-end actin filament capping; actin filament severing. Gene Ontology annotation, molecular function: actin filament binding; phosphatidylinositol-4,5-bisphosphate binding. Gene Ontology annotation, cellular component: cytoplasm; actin cytoskeleton.